Molecule: messenger RNA, 1118 nt
Organism: Callorhinchus milii (elephant shark)
Lineage: Eukaryota; Metazoa; Chordata; Chondrichthyes; Chimaeriformes; Callorhinchidae
Gene: bcas2
Product: BCAS2 pre-mRNA processing factor
Biological process (GO): mRNA processing
Cellular component (GO): precatalytic spliceosome; catalytic step 2 spliceosome; Prp19 complex
Source: RefSeq, marked provisional
GUGUCGGGGUAAGAUGGCGGGGCCGCUGGCUGUGGCGGGCGAUGUGGUGGUGGACGCGCUGCCCUACUUUGACCAGGGCUACGACGCGCCGGGAGUGCGGGAGGCGGCAGCUGCACUGGUGGAGGAAGAAACCAGGCGAUAUCGACCUACGAAAAAUUACCUGAGCUAUUUGCCUACACCUGACUAUUCGGCGUUUGAAACUGAGAUAAUGAGGAAUGAGUUUGAGCGUCUAGCAGCUCGGCAGCCAAUGGAACUGCUCAGUAUGAAAAGGUAUGAGCUGCCUGCCCCAUCCUCAGGACAGAAGAACGACAUCACCGCCUGGCAGGAGUGCGUCAACAACUCAAUGGCACAGCUGGAGCAUCAGGCCGUGAGGAUCGAGAACCUGGAGCUAAUGUCCCAGCAUGGCUCAAACGCGUGGAAAGUUUAUAAUGAUAACCUGGUCCAGAUGAUUGAAAAUGCUCAAAAGGAACUCCAAAGGCUGAGGAAACAAAUUCAAGACUUGAAUUGGAUGAGGAAGAAUGACCAGCUGGCUGCAGGCAGUAAACUACGAGAAAUGGAAUCCAACUGGGUCGCAUUAGUUAGCAAGAACUACGAGAUCGAACGAGCCAUCGUCCAGCUGGAGAACGAGAUAAACCAGAUGAAACAGCAGCAAGGAGAUGAAAACAAAGAAAAUAUCCGACAGGAUUUCUGAGGGCUGGCUGACAAGCCUCCUCCCUGGGUUGGGUACUCUGUGCUGAGAGUGGACUUGAGCUCAGAUUGGUACAUACACACCAGCUAAUUUCAGCAAAUGAUGCAGGUAGUAGUACAUUGUAGUGAAGAAAAUAUACUUUUAUUACUGUGUAUUGUGUAGUGUAUGUUUUGUAUCAAAUAAGACAUGUUAAAUAAUCGUCGUAUUGCCUCCUUGUCUCACAAACAUUUAACUGCCUGGUAUUAUGUGCAUUUGGCAACCAGGGUAGUUGACGCUUGGAAGAGAAUUCCCUUCCCUUCUCUCCUUUCCUCCCAUUCAAUGUUUUCAGACUGAUCUCCUUCUUUCUGGACUAGUUAUAUGACUGUGGCAAAGUAUUGGUAGGAUUUAUUACAUUUUUAUAGCAGAAAAUUUACCAAUAAAACAUAAAAGG